This is a messenger RNA of Macrosiphum euphorbiae (potato aphid), 1872 nucleotides long. Lineage: Eukaryota; Metazoa; Arthropoda; Insecta; Hemiptera; Aphididae. The record is from the annotation of a GenBank genome assembly.
AUGGGCAAACCUAAACGUUUGUGUCGAUUCACGCCUGAACUUCGAAAUAAAUACAGUUUCCUAAAAGAAAUCAAUGGAUCUGAUUCCGAACUACUAUGUGGAAAAUGUAAACGGACUUUCAAUAUUUCACACGGAGGUGGAUAUGAUAUUGAACGACAUAUUCAAUCAAUUAAACAUAAAUCAGCAGAUUUAGCCGUUUCAUCAAGUAAGCCAUUAACGACAUAUUAUAAAAGUAGCGCACCAAGUUCAAGAGAUUUGGAAAUAGCAGCUGCAGAAGGUGCUUGGGCAUACCAUACAGUUUCUGAAAAUCAGAGCUUUCGUUCGCAUGACUGCUUUUCUAAACUCACACAGGCUUGUUUUGAACCUAAAUUUCAUUGUGCCAGAACAAAGUGUGGACAAAUAGUAACCAAUGUUUUUGCUCCAUAUGCAAUUGAUAUUCUAACUAAUCAGCUUAAAAACGCAAAUUGCAUAAGUAUUUUAACUGAUGCUUCAAACCAUGGAAAUAUUAAGUUGUUUCCUUUGCUUGUUAGAUUGUUUGACCCCCUAUAUGGAAUUCAGAUAAAAAUAUUAAAUGUCGAGUCUCAGCCUGGUGAAACUUCUGAUAUUAUUAUAAAUUAUAUUGUAAAAACAAUAGAUGAUAAUAAUAUUAGAAAUAAAGUAGCUGCAUUUUGUGGGGACAACACCAACUGUAAUUUUGGUGGUGUUUCAAGACGUGGCACUAAUAAUGUGUUCCAUAAAUUACAAGGAAAGCUGGGAAAACAAUUGAUUGGAGUUGGUUGUGCUGCCCAUAUUAUCCACAAUGCUAUACAAACCGCUGCUGACUGUCUUCCUAUUGAUAUAGAAUGUAUAAUAGUAAAAAUCUAUUCUUUUUUUUACAUUUACACUGUUAGAGUGGAAGAAUUGAAAGAUUUUUGUAUGUUUGUAGAAAUUGAGUAUAAAGCUAUUCUUGGCUAUAGUAAAACAAGGUGGCUUUCGCUUAUGCCUUCAGUAGAAAGAAUUUUAAAACUAUUUCCUGCUUUAAAAUCUUACUUUUUGAGUCAAGAUAAAGUACCUCUAAUAUUAAAAACAUUUUUUAGCAAUCCGUGUGCAGAACUAUGGUUAAACUUUAUUCACAGUCAAGCUGCCACAUUCCAUCAACAUGUUUUGAACAUAGAAGGCCAAAACAUACUUGCAGUUGAAGUAUUUAAUGAGAUAAAACAACUUAAAAACAACUUGAUGCAUAAAAAACAAAAUAAAUUCAUUCCAUUGUCUGUAAGAACACUUAUUAGGCAACUAGAACAUGACGGAUUAGUACAAGAAUCUGACAUUCUAACUGUAAUUGAAAAUUUUUAUAGUACUUCCGAGCAAUAUUUAACAUCUUGGACUUAUCAUUUUGAAGAACUAGAAAUAAUGGAAUGUAUUACCCUUAAAAAAGUUCCAAAUUGGUCUGAAAUAGAAAAGGUUGCUGAGUUCAUUUCAAAUAAAGGAUUUUUCAAUCCCAAUAAUGAUACUGCAUUAUUUGAUCAAUUUAUGCUUACAUUACAGUAUGUUACACAAGAAAAAAUUGAUGAAUGGAACUUAGAAAAAAAACCCACAGAUCAACGCUGGGUUUGUAUUUUCAAAUAUUUUAAAGAAAAAGACAUACAAUGUGAUAAAAUGAUAAUAAUAGUAGAAUAUGUGUUAUGUCUGCCGGGUUCUAAUGCAUCAACUGAACGUGUUUUCAGUCACAUAACAAAAAUUUGGACCAAGGAAAAAACCCAGUUGAACGUGUCUACAUUAAAAGCAUUAUUAAUAACCAAGUUAAACUUUGAUUACACUUGUUUGGAAUUUUAUGAUUUGUUAAAAAAAAAUAGUUUCUUACUAAAAAAAAUUGUAUCUAAGGAUAAGUAUUAA